CCCGGGGGGGUUUGCUCUCCGGGCCAUCGGGGGCCUCGCGCGACCCCCGAGCCCAUUAGGGCGACCCCAAGUCCAGGGGGCCGCCCCGGGCCUGCGGGCUCCCGGCCUGGGGGCGGCCCUGCGGGAGGGGCAGGCACGCGCCCCCCUCUUUAAAAAAUAAAAAAGUGCGGGUGCGGGGGGAGGGGGUUACGGGGGUGCGACCGAGGCUGUGCGUGACCCCGCGGCCGAGGCGCCGAGGGAGAAGCCAGGGCCUGCGGCCAAGAGGGCGCCGAGCACCGGGGCGGCCGGCCCUUGGCACCCGGCCUGGGGUGGGCGGCCGGCCUCGCUGCCCUGUGCCCGGACUCGCCCGGGAGGUCUGGCCCGGCCCCAGGCCGCCUCCCGCCCCGGGGCCUUCCUGUGCUGACACCCGGACUGGAGCCCGGCCAGGUGCGUCCCCUGGCCCAGGGGCCCUUCAUCUCCGCACUUGUCCCUAAGGGACACCGCCACCCAGGGAGGGCAGGACCGGCGAGGGGUGGGGGGCGUGCCGGGGGCAGAGCCGGGCCGGCGCCUUUGGGUUUGGGGGAAGGGGAAACCCCGCGUCUGCGGUUCUUUCUUUCCCCGCGGGCCGGAAGCCCACCUGGGCCCUGCACCCCAGGGGGCCGGGAGGCUCGGGCUGGGUCCUCACAGCGACCUCUGGGCAGCCGCCGCCGUGACCUUGAGGCACUUGCUCUUGUCCAUUGUUCGAGGCUCCUUGGAGCGUCCCGCCCAUCACCUGCAGGACCUGCAAGAUGAUCUUUUUGCUGCCAGGUUCUGCCUGGAGAGAUGCCAGCCCCGGGGGAUGAAGUGGGGGGCCUUGCUGCCCUGUGGGCCUGGACUGUGGCCCCCUUCACGUGGCCGCCCAGCCUCCAGGGCCGUUUGCACACCAGCCCCCAGCCCCCACCACAGCGGGCUGGCGGCUGCAGGGGGUGGACUGGCCGUGUCCGCUCCCUCCAGGCUGGGCCCUAGGAGGAGGGCACCGAGGCACUGAGCCCCUUGGCCACCAUGGCACCCGGGAGGGACCGAGGAGGCCAGCUGGGGUCCCAGGCCUGGCUGUCGCCCACUGACCUCUGGCCUCCUGCGGGUCAUCCCCUGCCAGUGGUACCCGGACCUGGCCCAGCAGCUUUCCUGCCUGCAGUGCUCGAGCUGGCAGGAGUGCACCUGCAGACGCAGCAGGAGGUGAAGCUGCGCAUGAUGGGCAUGGCACUGCAGGUGGUGCGCACCAACGGCGUCCUGGCGCUCUACAACGGCCUCAGUGCCUCUCUCUGCAGACAGAUGACCUACUCCCUGACGCGCUUCGCCAUCUACGAGACCGUGCGCGACCGCCUGGCCGGGGGCAGCUCGGGGGCCCUGCCCUUCUAUAAGAAGGUGCUGCUGGGCGCUGUCGGCGGUUUCACUGGUGGCUUUGUGGGGACCCCCGCGGACAUGAUCAACGUCAGGAUGCAGAACGACAUGAAGCUGCCCCCGAGCCAGCGGCGCAACUAUGCCCACGCCCUGGACGGCCUGUACCGGGUGGCCCGAGAAGAGGGUCUGAAAAAGCUCUUCUCCGGCGCCAGCAUGGCAUCCAGCCGGGGGGCCCUGGUCACUGUGGGGCAGCUGUCCUGCUACGACCAGGCCAAGCAACUGGUUCUCAGCACAGGGUACCUCUCUGACAAUAUCUUGGCUCACCUUAUCGCUAGCUUCAUCGCCGGUGGAUGUGCCACGUUCCUGUGCCAGCCCCUGGACGUGCUGAAGACGCGGCUGAUGAACGCCAAGGGGGAGUAUCGGGGCGUCGUGCACUGUGCCGUGGAGACGGCGAAGCUCGGCCCGCUGGCCUUUUACAAGCUCCGCAAACACUUUGGCCUCCGGGUGCCGUCCUGACCUGGCCUGGAGGGUCCCGUGGCCCGGUGGCCCCCCCCUUCCAGCGGCAGCCCUGCCUCCUGUCCCCACGGGGACCCCCGAGCCCCCCAGCAGGGGCUGGCCUUGGCAACCUUCGCCCUGAGCGUCGCCUCCCCCCUCCUGCCUCUGAGCCAGUGGGAAGCCCCCUCCCCCUGUGCCCAGACUCUCCGGGGUGCACAGCAGCCCCCACGGCUCCUGUGGAGGCUUACUGAGGGCGUGUGGGUCUGUGGGGCACCCACCAGCUUGGGGAGCAGCUCCUCUCCAGCGGAGUCCUGUCCACCCGCCCCUCUCAGGAGCUGCCCGUGGUCUCCCCAUCACCCCCAGCCCGGGGCUGCCCUGGGCCCACAGCGCUGACUUCCAGCAGCUUCCGACUCGGAGUUGUGUGGCACGUGGGGGUGUGGGACCAGUGCCUUUGUGGGUUCUCUGAGGUGACCGGACCCCACCUCUCCACCGUCGGCCGUCUCGCUCCUGGGGGGAGAACAAAUAACGCAGCCGCAGCAGAAAGGAUCCGGCCCGUCUUCCAACCCCGCCUGCCCCAGCCCUGCCUCGUGCAUUGAUUGGUUUUGCCAAAACUCUGUCAGAAAGUCUGCUGCCGUCCUCAGGGACUGGGGGGCCGGGGUGCGCCAGGGGCAGGCAUGCUGGGGUGCUUCUUGGGGCACCUCCUGGUGUUGCUGGUGACCAGCCAGCUAAUAAACGGUGGUGGACAGCCCUGC
Choloepus didactylus (southern two-toed sloth) is the source of this 2606-nucleotide messenger RNA. RefSeq names its product solute carrier family 25 member 10 (gene SLC25A10). The transcript has 11 exons. The coding region runs from base 1021 to 1875 and encodes 284 amino acids. NCBI's taxonomy places the organism in Eukaryota, Metazoa, Chordata, Mammalia, Pilosa, Megalonychidae. Gene Ontology annotation, cellular component: mitochondrial membrane. Gene Ontology annotation, molecular function: antiporter activity; malate transmembrane transporter activity; succinate transmembrane transporter activity. The record is from RefSeq and is a predicted model, not a curated record. Gene Ontology annotation, biological process: malate transmembrane transport; thiosulfate transport; succinate transmembrane transport.